This is a messenger RNA of Moneuplotes crassus, 2575 nucleotides long. The record is from the annotation of a GenBank genome assembly. NCBI's taxonomy places the organism in Eukaryota, Ciliophora, Spirotrichea, Euplotida, Euplotidae.
UAUUAGUCGAGAAUACUCAAAUGUCUGAGGAUAAACUCGUUGACUUUAAGCAAUUGGAAAAAUUAGGGGAGGGCUCAUUCGGAACUGUCUUCAAAGUCCAACAUAAGAAGACAGGGGGUAUAUAUGUCCUCAAAAAGAUCAGUACAAAGGGGAUGAGUAAAGAAGAUCUCCAAGAUGCUGAGCAAGAAUUCGAGAUACAUAAGACCAUCAAAAAUGAUUAUAUAGUCAAAUAUGAAAGUCAUUUUGAAGACAAAGGGUUCAUAUGCAUCCUCCUUGAAUAUAUGGACAACGGCGAUGUAGGUCAGUACCUCAAAAAGAAUUGAAAGGAUAAGUUAUUAGCAGAAAAUCAAAUUUGGAAGAUAUUCAUUCAGACCUGUCUUGGUGUCCAAUAUCUUCAUACACGGAAAAUCCUGCAUAGAGAUCUCAAGACUAUAAAUCUGUUCCUCAAUCAAGAUAUGACUUUGAAAAUCGGAGAUUUAGGUGUAGCGAAAGAGAUGAGUGAAACACAUACUGAUACCGUAGUUGGGACACCAUAUUACCUUUCACCUGAACUUUGUGAGGAAAGACCAUACAACAAUAAAAGUGAUAUAUGGUCUCUGGGUGUAAUUCUAUACGAGCUGUGCACAUGACGGCAUCCUUUUGAUGCAAGAACUCAAGGAGGUCUUUUCCUCAAAAUUAUAAAAGGAAACUAUGAACCUAUUCCUAAACUUUAUACCAAAGAGUUGGCAGAAAUCAUAGAUCAUUGUCUGCAGAAGAACUGUAAAGAUCGGCCAACAAUUCAGCAGAUUUUAGAAAACCAAAAAGUAGUUGAUGAAGCAGCUAAUCUGCAAAUAUACAUUCCUACUGAUGAAGAGAUUAAGCAACAAGUUGAAGAACAGCGGACUGACUUCCUAACGACAUACAAAUAAAAGUAAUGGCACCGGGCUUAAAAACACACUUACGAAGAAAACUCUCAGGAGCACCAGGAAGUUCAACCAUGUAAGCAAGGUCUGCAAAGGUAAAGGUAGCAAAAAUUCAUCCAAAAAUAAAAAGAGCACUAAAAGGAGAAAGAAAACCACUGAUUCAAUUGAUGACGUAACUACCGUUGCUGAUUCUAUCCUAAAGAUUCCAGGUAUUGGAAGCCCGUCUAAGGGUGUAUUGGGAAAUUUGAAGGCUAAGCCGAAGGAAACUAAGAAAGCAAAUUAUCUCAGACCAACUUAUUCACAAAUGCAGAAUACUAAAGCCAAAGUGAAUAAGGCAGGUAAAAGAAACUCAGAAAACACAAAGGGUACCAAUAUUACUCCUUCUGCUAAUAAAAGACCGACUAGUAGUAAAAACCCAGCUAGGAAUUAUAAUAAGCCAUGGAAUGAAAACAGAGCAGGAGCCUCUAAAAAUUCUCAAAAGUCUCCUCAUAACAGUAAAAAAGAGAUUGAAGACAGACAAUCUCAAAGGGAAAAGGCAGAAAAAUUGUUUGAGAAUAGAAAGCAAGCUUUCAGGCCAAUUAUUCAGAAGCCACAAGCUAAAGAACUUGAGGUUAAGAAAGAUUAUUCUCAAAAUAAUAAGGAAGAGUCCAAAGCUGUUGAGAAUGGUCAAGAAAUGCCCCAGGUAGAUCCAAGAGAUGAACAUAAUGUCCCAGAAGAAGAGCAGAAGGAGCAUGAGAAGGUAAGCAAGCAGGCGUCUUACGAACAAAAUCAAAUCGAUCUUUCUGUACCUUUGAGUCAAAUUGACGAAAACCAUUACCCAAAAAUUACCAAGGAGAAAGAAAGUGAGGAGUCAAAGAAGCCUCAGAAAGUGAACAAGACAUCUCUGCUAAUCAGUCAGGCUAAGCAAGGAAGGGGCGGGAAAUGCUCUAAAAAUUCUAAUUCUUCCAAAGACUUGCCUGAACAAGAGCAUGAUAAGCCCCAAAAUGACUUUGAUAAAACAGAGAAAAUACAUGAAGAGUUUGAUGUAGUUAAUACCUUCAAAGGAGAUCUAGAAGAAACAAAGGAUUAUCCUGAAGAUGACUCUGAUGACUCUUCAUUCGGACAAUUCGAUUCGGGAGAAGGAGAAUAUGAUAGCUACUACGAAGAAUAUGAUGACGAAGAAUAUAAUCCAUUCGAUGCAAAUGAUGUCCAUUUCGAUGAUGAAGAGAACUACAUCAUGUCUCCCUUUGGUAGUUCGGCGUUGGAUGAAAUAAAAGAGGAGCAAGAGAUAUCAAUGUCUUGUCAAGAAGAGGAUGCUAAAAAUACUGUAGGAGCAUCUCGAACAAAUUUGCCAUCAACAAUGGCUCAGAGCACGUUGGCUGAGCCUUCCCAGUCUGUAUCAUCAUUCCAGCACCCAAAACUCUCUGAAAAAUGGUCAGAGAUGGUAAAAAUGGUGCCUGACGAGUCCAAACUACUAAAAUGCUACGAAUAUUAUUCCAACAUAAUGAAGACAGAAAAGGACUUCUCUGACAAGGACAAAAUGAGAGAGGUACAUGUAUUCGCGAAACAGCUCGAAGUUCCUGCCUACAGGGACGUCAUCUUCGAAUGAUUUCAGCUGAAAUCCCUCGAAAAUAGCUUUAAAAAGUAACCUAAUACUAAAACCUAAGCAGUACAGUAGUCAAUUUUAUGUGAAU